AUGGCUGCACCCAUCGGACGACGGAGCGAGGAGGAUCUACCGCCUUCCACCACCAGGACACUUUCCGCGGAGGCACUGGCAGCCUUCAGUGCCUUAGAGGUGACGCGGCCCGACGUGCUCCGUGCCACGCCCGCGUAUCGCGCGUUGGAGCACUUUGGCUUGGCACUCCGACCUGAUUUUGAUGGAGAUCUACAUUGGAAGAGCGCGAGCACCUCCGUGAUCGACACCUUCUGGUCUCAUUCUUGGCAUGGCGGAUCUCGGAAGAAAAUCCUCACGCUGCUGGUGCUUUACAAUGGCCGCGCAGCCAUUGCCUGGGGCUUUCUCACCGUCUUCAUCAGCGCGCUCUUGUUCGCUUUCGGCAUUCUACCUGGUUUCAAGAGAAACGAGGAGCUGCUUCGUACCUCCUCAUGGUGUUUGCCUUGUGGUUGUUUCUUUGCCUUGGCUGCCUUGAUCACGAGUCGCCCGAGGCAAAAGAGGCAAUCCAUUUUGAGCCUGGCGGGUUUGCUGAAGAAUUCAGAGAAGAUGCUGGUUCUAUGGGAUCAGACGUGGAGUCAGAGACUUUGGUGCCUGUUUGAGUUGGCGGCCUUUCUGAAGAGCAGAUCCAGUCAGAGCAAGAAGCUGACCAUCCAGCCAACCUUCUCGGGUCCCUGCUCUCUCUGCGCCUUCAUCACGAUGUUCGCGGCCGCCUUGCCCUUCACCGCAGUGCCCAUGGAAAAUCAGGUCCGCCUCUGGGUGGUAUAUCCUUUGUUCACGGUCUGUGGAAGCAUCACUGGAUAUGUGGCCAUCUUGGCUUUUCGCGGUUAUUUCCGCUCCAUUGGAAUCCUCGAGGAUCAGUUGCGGUCCAUCAGCUUUGACCACACCAGAAGCCAUUGCUGCGAUGUGGGCCACAGUGACCAUGGCCGGACCAUCAUGUGUGACAGAGAAGUGGUGACGGCCUGCGUCUCGAGCUGGUUCGGCAGCCUGGAAGCCUUCGAACGAUGCUGUCAGGGAGAGGUCUUGGAGGCUUUGGUCUGCGACUUGCGCUACUCUGUCUUCACGCGCAGCUGGACCAUUUGUAUCGCCAGCCCAGUCUUAUGGGCCUCCCUGGACUUAGCUGCGACCUGGGUGGCCAUCGGUGUGUGGUCCAAAGCCAUCGCUUGGCUCCUCGAUGACUUCUCUUGUUGGUUGUUGCUGAAUCCACUCUUUGUGGACUACGUGGUCUUCUUGUCGCGGCGCUACUCAAAAGAGGCCAAGCCUUUUCGAAGAGAGCUGCUUCUCAAUUUGCAAGUGAUGCUGAUGUCGAUGCCUCUACUGGGUCUCAUUGUGGGAUUCUACCUGAUCUUGUUUCUGUGGAAGCUGCCACCAGAGAUUCAAUCGGUCAUCUUCGCUGGCUUUUUGCUUUUGCUCACUACCUGUUCCUUCCUCAUCAAGGCUUUAUGGCCCCAACCCCCUCCAUCCAGGGCGUGCGGCGUAUCGGAGGGCCAUAGCUUGUGA
This is a messenger RNA of Durusdinium trenchii, 1473 nucleotides long. The record is from the annotation of a GenBank genome assembly. NCBI's taxonomy places the organism in Eukaryota, Dinophyceae, Suessiales, Symbiodiniaceae.